AUGGAAAAGCCUUUGCUUUUGUAUGUAUUUUUAUUCUACUGGCAUUUCCUAAAUGCUUUAUUCACGGUUGAAGCUCCCCAGUCACUCUACAUUGUGGAACAUGGGAACAAUGUGACCAUGGAAUGCACAUUUCCAGUGAAUGGGAAAUUAAAGUUUACAGAUUUAAGCGUCAGCUGGGAAAAGAAAGAUGAGUUAAAGAAGCAGGUUUAUGUACUUCUCAAAGGAGAGGAAGACGUCAAAAGUCAGCACAGUGACUUUAGGGGAAGAAUAAAAUUGUUGAAAGAGAAUCUGAACUUUGGACAGUCUCUCCUUCAGAUCACUGAUGUGAAGCUCAGAGAUGCAGGGUUUUACCUCUGUGUUAUUGGCUACGGGGGAGCUGACUACAAGACAAUUAGUCUGAAAGUUAAGGCUCCUUAUAGAACUAUAACCCAAGGAAUUGUGAGUACAGGAGACAAUGAAUGGAAGCUGACAUGUCAGUCAGAAGGAUACCCACAAGCUGAAGUGAUAUGGCAAAACAGAGAAUAUGAAGAUUUGACUGAUAAGGCAAGCACAAGUUACGAAACUGGAAGUGACCAGCUCUAUCGUGUGACAAGUACCCUUACAAUCAAAAGUAGGAUUGAUGAGAUGUUUUACUGUAUAUUCUGGAAUAAAGAGCUGCAAGAAAAUACAUCUGCCAUUUUACACAUAGCAGAUUCAGCUGAUGGUGUUCUGUGGACUGAGAGCAGACGCUUUGUUGGAGCAAUACUCAUUGUGACUGCUUUCUUUGGAUCAGUGCUUCUAUUUGUGCUCUGCAUAAGAAAAGCUAGAGCAAAUAAGGACAACAGAACAGCUGUGGCUAAUUCAUCAAUAGCAAAGCUGCCAAAAGAUAAGGAUACAUGUGACUGCCGAGAUGCUUCUUCUGAAGACAAAGAGCUGAAAUAUAUGCAAAUUGAGGAGACCUAG
Balearica regulorum gibbericeps (East African grey crowned-crane) is the source of this 942-nucleotide messenger RNA. The record is from RefSeq and is a predicted model, not a curated record. NCBI's taxonomy places the organism in Eukaryota, Metazoa, Chordata, Aves, Gruiformes, Gruidae.